Galleria mellonella (greater wax moth) is the source of this 2089-nucleotide messenger RNA. RefSeq names its product tyramine beta-hydroxylase (gene Tbh). Lineage: Eukaryota; Metazoa; Arthropoda; Insecta; Lepidoptera; Pyralidae. The transcript is spliced from 11 exons. Gene Ontology annotation, cellular component: secretory granule membrane. Gene Ontology annotation, molecular function: dopamine beta-monooxygenase activity; copper ion binding. Gene Ontology annotation, biological process: octopamine biosynthetic process; dopamine catabolic process; norepinephrine biosynthetic process. The record is from RefSeq and is a predicted model, not a curated record. Bases 146 to 1924 code for a protein of 592 amino acids.
CUUCACUGCUAUCUAUUCUAUUCAAUUUUGUCUUUACUCUUGGAACGGACGUUCGUACAGCGGUUACAACCAAUAUAAAAAAGUAUUUUAAAAUUCAUGAUAGUUUUGAAGUGAACAAAAUAUUUUGAGUCAAGUCUUUCCUAACAUGCAUGCUAAGUGUAUAGUUGGAAUAUUUUCACUUUUCAUAUGUUCUCAUUUCUCGUUUUUAAUUCCUAAAAAAUCAGAGACGAGACUGGCAGAAAGUGAAUCAGUGUUGGACCCACAUAGUGAAUUAUUACUCAAAUGGAGAGUUGAUUAUUCUAUUGAAAAAAUACAAUUUGAAAUUAAAUUGUUGAAGAAAGCGCCACCUUUCAGUUGGUUCGCAUUAGGUUUUUCUGAUCGAGGCAAUUUUGAAAAUGCCGAUGUAUGUUUAUUGUGGACCGAUUACAAAGGCCAUGACCAUUUUGAGGAUAUGCACAGUGAUGAAGCUGGAAAAUUAAUUCGUGAUAACAAACAGGAUUGCAAAGGAUUUUAUUUGGACAGUCAAACCAGAAGCAUAUUUUUCGAAAGAUUUUUUGAUACAUGUGACAGUAAUGACUAUGUUAUAGAGGAUGGUACUACUCAUGUAAUAUGGUCUCGAGGAAUAGAUAAACUAUUCACGUCGAAAGGAUUGUGUCUAUCAUGUACAUCGCCUGAAAAUCGAGGAUUUAUACGAGUGCGACUUCUAACACCACCAGCUAUUUUUAAGGAGAAUGGUCUUCAACUGCACAUUACCAAUAACAAUUUAAAAGUACCUAGUACUGAUACAACAUAUUGGUGUAAAGUAGUAAAACUGCCUGAUUUUAUAACUCAAACACCACAUCAUAUAAUACAGUUCCAGUCUACAAUUACUCGAGGCAAUGAAGGCUUAGUACAUCAUAUGGAACUUUUUUACUGCGACGCGGAUCCAUCUUUGGACAUACCGGUUUAUGAAGGCAAUUGUUUUGCAUCUAAUCGACCAGAAAUUACGAAAACUUGCUCAAAGGUUAAAGCAGCAUGGGCUAUGGGUGCACCCCCGUUUGUUUAUCCAGAAGAAGCUGGGUUACCUUUAGGAGGACCUAAAAAUAAUAAAUACGUAAUGUUGGAAGUACAUUAUAAUAAUCCUGAAAUGAGAAAAGAUUGGGUGGAUAGUUCUGGAAUCACAAUACAUGUUACUGCUAAUAAACGUCGAUACGAUGCCGCUAUAAUGGAACUUGGUCUGGAAUAUACCGAUAAAAUGGCUAUUCCAGGUGGACAGAAAGCAUUUCCUUUAAGUGGUUAUUGUAUACCACAAUGCACAGGAGUGGGUAUACCUGAACAUGGAAUUAUUGUAUUUGGAAGUCAAUUGCACACACACCUAACUGGUAUUGCAGUUUGGACUCGUCAUUCUCGGCACGGUGUUGAACUGCCCCUACUCAAUAAAGAUAUGCAUUACUCGACACAUUUUCAAGAAAUUAGAAUUUUACAUAAACCUGUACAAAUAUUGCCGGGAGACUUUUUAGAGACUACUUGUUUAUAUAACACUGAGGAUAAAGAAAAUGCCACGAUUGGAGGGCAUGCAAUUACGGAUGAAAUGUGUGUGAAUUAUAUACACUAUUAUCCUGCUACAGAUCUGGAAGUUUGCAAGAGUGCUGUAUCUAAUAUUGCUCUUGAAAAUUAUUUUAAAUUUGAACAAAGAUGGGAUAACAUAUCUAUUUCAUAUAAUUCACCUCCGCGAUACAAUUAUUUAGCUAUCAAGCCAUGGACACCAUUGAGAGUUAACACUUUGAAUAGUCUAUAUGUUGAAUCUCCAAUAUCUAUGCAAUGUAAUAAAUCAGACGGUAACCGAUUUCAGGGUGACUGGGAAGGAAUACCGAUACCAAAAAUUACAGUCCCGUUGAGUCCUGAGCCUCGAUUGUGUCCUGAUAUUUUUAACGAAGUUGAAUAAAAGAUCUAGGGUCAUAUAUUAAAAAUGAAGUGAAUAUACACAAAACUAAUAUUAUUUAACUACCUUACUAAUAAUUAUAAUAAACUUGUUGUGAUAAGCAUUAUUUUUAACAUAUAAUGUUGUUAGAUAGUUUACAUUCAUCGUUCAUAAAAUACUGAAUAAAAG